AUGAGUAAUCCCUUCAAAAAGCUUUUAUCCUUGGCUUCAAAGGACCCGGCAAAGGCCAAUCCCAAUGGCACACUUGCUCAGAAAUCAUCGGGCAGAGCGGUGAGCUCUUGGAACCAGUCUUCUACGAACAGCGGCAGGCCUCCCAGCACCAGUAUGGGCAAUACACAGCAGACUGGAGCAGCCGACAGAGCACAAGAUCCUCCCCCGGCAUACACGCCCACAGCACCAGCAGCCCCUCCUGCCCCAGCUGCGACAGCAAACUCGAAUAAAUUUCAGGCCCAUCCCAUCAUCAAGCGCAGGAGCGAGCUGCACACUGACAAUGACCCUUACGCCUUUCUGCGCAAAUUCGACACCGUCUUUUUGAUUGACGAUUCGGGCAGCAUGUGGGGUCGGCGCUGGAGGGAGACUCGCGAUGCGCUGAGUCAGCUGCUGGACGUCGUCCUCGGAUACGACGAUGAUGGCGUUGAUUUCUAUUUCAUCAACCACCAGACCAAAGACCGGGGUAACAGCGACGAGCCCUGGAAGGCGGGCUCGGGCUACCGUAAUGUCACACGCGCCACGGGAACCAGUCGCCCAGGCGAGCAGUUGACGGUCGAGGAGAUAUUCAGCAAUGUCCAACCAUCUGGUGGUACGCUGACGGGUAUGCGCCUGGAAAAGAUCCUCAGCCGCUACCUGAGAAAGUACGAGGAGAUGGUGCGCGAGACUGACGACGAGACCUGUCUCAAGCCACUCAACAUCAUUGUCAUUACCGACGGCGUUGCACAAGAUCAUCCUAAGGAGUACAUCGUGCCCGCAGCACAGAGACUUGAUCGCGUCGGCGCCCCCAUCUACCAAAUUGGAGUCCAGUUUUUCCAGGUGGGAGAUGAUCGCCGGGCCACAGAGUCGCUUCGCGUGCUAGACGACGAGCUUUGCAAGACUCAGGGAUGCCGAGAUAUGGUGGACACGACCACCAGUGGCGGUUCCGAGAUGACUGGCGAGCACCUUCUCAAGGCACUCCAGGGCGGCGUCGACAAGCACUGGGACAAGAAGAGGGCAUGA
Messenger RNA from Pestalotiopsis fici W106-1, 1038 nucleotides. RefSeq lists its product as uncharacterized. The transcript has a single exon. NCBI's taxonomy places the organism in Eukaryota, Fungi, Ascomycota, Sordariomycetes, Amphisphaeriales, Sporocadaceae. The coding region runs from base 1 to 1038 and encodes 345 amino acids. The record is from RefSeq and is a predicted model, not a curated record.